This is a messenger RNA of Penicillium oxalicum, 1236 nucleotides long. Its product is annotated as M20 family metallopeptidase. The record is from RefSeq and is a predicted model, not a curated record. Gene Ontology annotation, molecular function: dipeptidase activity. The transcript is spliced from 6 exons. NCBI's taxonomy places the organism in Eukaryota, Fungi, Ascomycota, Eurotiomycetes, Eurotiales, Aspergillaceae. The coding region runs from base 1 to 1236 and encodes 411 amino acids.
AUGACAGCUUCCACUGUACAGAUAAAUGAAGUGCGUGCGGCCGUCGAUGCUGCUAUUGAUGAAUUGCAACAAUCGCUGCGAAAAAUAAACCACGAGAUCUGGUCUAAUCCGGAGCUGGCGUUUGAAGAGCAUCAUGCCCACGACACAAUCUGCUCAUUUCUGGAGAAUCAAGGUUUCGCAGUCACGCGGCACGCCUAUGGUCUGAAGACCUCUUUUGAAGCAUCCAGUGGAUCUGGUGGACGACUGAUCAAUUUCAACGCGGAAUACGACGCCUUACCAGGGAUUGGACAUGCCUGUGGGCAUAAUUUGAUCGCGACCAGCAGCAUCACUGCAUUCCUAGCCCUCUCUUUCGCGUUGAAGAAGUUUGGUAUUCCUGGACGCACUCGAUUGCUCGGCACCCCGGCGGAAGAGAAUGGGGGAGGCAAGGCGCUGCUUAUUGAUGCGGGUGCCUUCCAAAAUGUGGACAUAUGUCUCAUGGCACACUCCGGGCCCAAAAAGUUGUUCCCCGGUCAAGAGCCCGCGGACGGCAUCGCGGGUACUCUGAUGAACGCGCGAAAAAACAUUCAUUGCGAGUUCCAGGGGAAAGGUGCCCAUGCGGGGGGCAAUCCAUGGGAUGGUGUCAACGCCCUGGACGCCUUGGUCAUGUCUUACAACAACGUGGCGGUCCUACGCCAACAGCUCAUGCCAGAGCAACGAGUGCACUGUGCAUUUAUGGAUACUCCCAAAAUUGCCAAUGUGAUCCCAUCCUACACCAAAGCAUUCUGGCAGGUUCGAAGUCCUUCGCUCGGCAGCUUGAAUGCUCUCGUGGCCAGGGUGCGGCAUUGCAUCGAAGCGGGCGCGCUGGCAACGGGCUGUUCUGUUCAGAUCAACGAAGACGAACUGUAUACCGAUGUACGGCUGAACGACGUGCUCUGCGAGAGAUAUCAGGUCCAUAUGGACCACUACGGGCGGAAAGUGCUCAAACGGCACGACAAAGUUCUUACUGCCUCUUCUGAUAUUGGUAACGUGAGCUACGUCACUCCAACCUUGCACACAAUGUUUGGAAUCCCCACAGUCGACAAGGUCUUUCCGCAUCAUCCAGCAUACACCGAGUCGGCCGGCACCGAUGAAGCGCACACAGAAGCGUUGCUGGUCGGGAAAUCCCUCGCCCUGAUCGGAUGGGACAUGCUCACCAACGAUGCUCUCUUCGAGACGGCGUAUCGACAAUGGAAGGAAGAGAUCGAGCGCGAGGAUUAA